UUUAGUUUCACCGGCUUCAAUGAUCUCAGUACAUGUUCUGCUAUGGCUUAUUCAGUUACUGUCUAAGGUCAACUUUGAAUAUCGUGAUCAAUAAAAUAAUUAUCACUGUAGUUACAUAAAAUAUACAUCUUGCAGCAGUUUUAAUGCAACAAACAUAAGAAUAAAGUUUCAGUGAUAAGUAAAAAAUUGAAUGUUAUAUAAAUAUCUUCUUUAUUCUUUGGAUUAUCUACACGAGGGAAUGGAGAUUGCGAAGGAACUUGUAUUAACUCUCAAGCAAAAUAAUAAGUCGCAUGUUGGAUAUGGAUUGCAAAAGGAGUGCGAAGCUCUUGUUGGGCACAUUUUACAAAAUAUGGUCAGAUCCCAGAUGCCUCCUCUGCACGCUGUAACGAAAAAUAAGGAAGAUUCUAUUAGAUUCAAAGAAGAAGGUAAUCAACACUUUGUGAUGGGUGACGAUCUGGAAGCUAUUGAGUGUUACACUCUGAGCUUGGCAUAUGCCGAUAGCGAUGAACUUAUGGCAUACGCACAUGCAAACCGAUCCGCUGCUUUAUAUAGGAAACAAUUGUAUAAGGAAUGCCUGAUAGAUAUUGACGCGGCUUUGUCUCACGGAUAUCCAAAAGAGAAACAGAAAAACUUGAAGGACAGAGGGGAUAAAGCGAUAAUGGAGAUAAAAAAGUUGCUGCGACUAGACUCGAAGGAUCUUGAUGAUCAGAGAAUCGCGAAUGAAUCAUAUUUAUACGACAGUAUCGAGAGGCCUGUUACAGAAGACAUUGAACACGUAGAGAACAGGGCAAUGAUGAUAAACGAUCAAGGGAUUCCGCAGAAACAAGGCACGGCAACUAAUGAGAGUUAUCUUCGUUAUGCAACGAAGAUCCCUCCGCGGAAACCGAGAUAUUUGCAAGAAGAGAACUUCUCUAAGUUAAUAAACGGCCCAAGCCGAGAAGUUCCCGCUGUUAGUGAUGGUGUCACGAUAUCCUUCUCUGAGAGAUAUGGCAGACACUACAUAGCGACACGGGAAUUUAAACCUGGUGAUAUAGUCAGCAUCGAAGAUCCGUAUGCACACGUUAUCUAUGAAGAACGGUAUUAUACACAUUGCCACUAUUGUCUAGCCAGAAGCUACAAUCUAAUACCGUGCUCAGAAUGCCCGAUAGCUCAGUAUUGCUCUGAGAAUUGCAGGAAGCUGGCGUGGGAAGCGUGUCAUAAAACGGAAUGUCCAAUUCUAAAGUUGUUGACGAACUUGCUCAAUGUUGACAAAGAUAAAAUAAGAAUGAUUUCGAAGAUCAUUCGAUUACUGAUUGUAGUGACCGAGAAUGGAACUAGAAUUAAAGAACUGCAGCAAGAUAUGAAAAUUGCAGAAUCUAAUUCAGACAAUAGAACGGCAGGAUUUACAGAUACUGAGAUAUUAGACAGUUUUAGUGCCCGGUCCGCACUGAGCCUGGCGACUAACAUGACUACGAGACCGCUGAUCGGGAUCAGCGCAUUCGCCUGCAUCUCGGCCCUUGCGGUAAUCCUCUUAGCUACGCAAACAAAAUUUUUUCCUAAGAAAUAUGAGAUUGACGAUUUGAAGGAUAUCAGCGAAUUUUCCGAGCUCAAAUUUUGCGCCAGUAUAAUGUUUCGUGCUUGUGUAAUAAUGUCUUCUAACUGUUUUUCAAUACAACAAGAACCAGGAAUUGUGUCGGGUUCGGGAUUAUAUGUGGCUCACAGUCUAUAUAAUCAUUCUUGCGCACCAAAUACUUUUCGACAUUUCGAGGGACUGAGCAUGAUCACGCGUGCCUCAACACCUAUACAUCCCGGAGAUCAAAUAUUCACGAGCUACGGCGGUGUUUACUCGCAUAUGCCACGAUCCGAGAGGAAGCAAAAGAUACUGCAAGAUUAUUUUCUCGAUUGUGAUUGCCCAGCGUGCAAGAAUGACUGGCCGACGUAUAAUGAGAUCCUGCGAGAUCAUAUUGGAUCUAUCUCCAAGAAUAAGCAACUCGUGGAAAAACUGACACCUUUCAGGGAGAGAUUACUCGCAAAUAUGUACGAUAUCGAGGCGGUGAAGGCCGUUCUAGAUAUACUAUACAAGGAAGUUAAUAAACAUCCAUGUGAAGAAAUACUCCACGCGGAGCAGUAUUUAAAGAGCUAUUAUUUGGAUCCAUGAACUGUCAAGAAAUAUUAAUGGUAAGAUGACAACAUAUUGUUCGAAGAAAUAUUCUUUUCUUCAGAAUAUUAUAAUAUCUAAACGUUAAUUUAUUAUUAAUGAGACAAUUUGCAUCACGAUCGUAUGUGAAAUAUGCACAAAAGAAAAUUCAAAGUAAAUUUUUUUCGAUAAACGUAUAAAACUUUGUUAAACUAUUAUAAACAUUGAAUGUUUAGAUAAAACAGAUCUACCUUAUUUAUAUUUACCUGUAAAAUAUUACGAUAUCCUAUCAUAAAUCAUUGGUUGUCAGGAAGGAAUUAUAUCAAGGAAAGCCAAAAAACGAUCUAGGAAAAUAAACAAUAUAACACGAUUUGAAAUAGAAAAUACAUUAAUAAUUACUUAUAUAUUUCAUCGUAAUAGGCAUUCAAUAUGACAUGUUACAAUCGGUAUUUAACAGUGUCGGAUAGGAAAAAGUUUUAGGGGCAGUGUUUCAAUUUCUUAUUCUGUGUGUACACUAUACAUUACUUUAUCAAAGUAAAAAAUAAUUUACAAUGCGCGUAUCUCAGCAAGCUCGGCGUCGAUUCGAUAAAAUGAAGUAUCGUUAAUAGUAUUUUACACUUAGCGAUUAAAAAUUAAAAUUCAUUUCAACACCGUAGAUAUACUUUUUUAGCUUUUCAAGCAUGGGACACACACAUGUGCGAAACAUGGCAAUACAUUAUGCUUCAAAGAUUAAAAUGUACUCAAUAUAGAUUUGUCAAUAAAAUUGCAAAAAAGUUUUAGAGGACGUUAAAAACUUACCUAUAUAGAUUAAAACUUAUCGCACUAAAAGGAUAAUGUUACCGCCAAUAUAUAUUUAGAGUUAAGAUUAUUAUCAAUUCAAAUUUUGAUCACGUGUAUUAUUUAUAUAUAUAAAGAAAACAAAUUAAUGCGAUCAAAAAUGAUCAAUAAAAUGAUAAAAAACAAUCGUGUAAAAAUGUGACAAGAAGGGCACAUUUCCAUCAGUCUGUUGCAUUUGGGAUUCAUUUUCAUUCAACAUCUUAAGAGAUUAUCGGCGCAUGUGUGUGAUUAACAAAAACUGCAGUUUCCGGAAUAUAAAUUAUUCCCAUGACAAUCCUACUUGAGAUCAAAAUUAUAUAAUAUAAUUGGUACUCCUGCAAAAAGACAAGCUACGAAAUAUAUCAAUUUGCUGCGAAAAAAGCUAUAUUGUAUAUAUAUGUAGUAUGUUUUUAAAAAUUGAUAAAGUAUCAAGAAACGCAUUUUGCAAUAGUAUCAUUAAAGACUAUUCAUGCGACUAUUACGUUCUAGAAAAAGACUGCGGAUAAAUGCAACAAUAAAAUAACUAUGUCAAUAUUAUGUAGUACGUUAAGCGUUCCCGAAUAUUCGAGGAAUCCCUCGAACGUACGGUGACACACUCUUCGGUAACGCGAAGAGAGAGGAAACUUAACGAUUAAGCAACAUUGAUAAAAAAUAUACUUUUCAACGCGUUCUCCCUACAUCAUGGCCAUCGACAGGUUUUACCCUUCGAUUAAAGCCACGCUUAAUCUCCUCGCUUGUUCGUCAAAUAUAUAACUCUACUUAAGUAGCUACAUUUUUUUGAUGUUCAAAGCAUCUCUAUCGCAUUAUACUUUUGCGAAAAACUAUAACAAGACGCUUAAAACGUUUCAAAUACUGCGGAUACUGCGGAUGUGUCGCAUGUCUUCAAUAAUUAAAAAAAUAUAAAAUAACAGUAGAUUUAAGGCUGCCACAAUUCAUGGUUUGUGAUGUGUUUCAUCAUUCUCCCUAUCUCUCAGUAAACUAUAAUCCUUUUUAAAACUCUACGAUUAUACUGAUUAUGUAACAUGCACCAGAGUUCAUUAUUAAAUUAAUGAACAAGUUAAAAUCGGCCAUGCAAAACGGUAGGUUAAUCCUCGUGAUAAAAAUCGUUUAAAUUUAUUCUAAAAUUAUAUUUUUUGAUACGAUAUUCUU
Molecule: messenger RNA, 4081 nt
Organism: Trachymyrmex cornetzi
Lineage: Eukaryota; Metazoa; Arthropoda; Insecta; Hymenoptera; Formicidae
Product: SET and MYND domain-containing protein 4
Exons: 7
Coding region: 191-2137 (648 amino acids)
Cellular component (GO): nucleus; cytoplasm
Molecular function (GO): histone deacetylase binding
Source: RefSeq, a predicted model, not a curated record